Messenger RNA from Durusdinium trenchii, 1681 nucleotides. NCBI's taxonomy places the organism in Eukaryota, Dinophyceae, Suessiales, Symbiodiniaceae. The record is from the annotation of a GenBank genome assembly.
AAAAUUUACACGCGAAUGGACACCUUUAACCGCGGGUACAAGACAAUUCUUUGCACUGCACUGGGCAAUAGCCAACACAUUCUUCACCCUUUAUUUGGCCGAUCAUGAUUCAACGCUGAACCCUCGAAACUCAUUCAGUGCAACAGUUCGUACAUACGGGUGUACUUCUUGACUCCCUGACAAGCACUGCUUGAAGUCAUUGGCACUCCUCACUCGUCUCAACUAGCUGGUGGGGGCGCGGUUGCAGCAAUAUGAGUGCUCCAGGCAAGCGCCGCAUAGGGGGCCACUUUGGUGCUGCCCUAGGGGCCUCGACAAAGCGCCAGCGGGCAGGUUGGAGGGACGAGGUGGAGGAAGAUGACGUAGCAGCGAACACGCAGGCUGGCGAUGAUGACGACUCCGAGGAGGCAGUCUUGGACCCUGGGACACCACUGCCUUCUGAAGAAGAGGAGGAAGCGGAGAAGGCAGCAUCUCCGGAGAAGGUAGAGACUGCUGAGGACAUGGCUAAGGUGGCUGAGGCUGAGGAUGACAAGGCCCAGACUGCAAUUACUGCAGUGAAUGAGGAGAAGGCACCUGCAACCACUGCAGGUGAGGCGAAUAUGCCUGCAGCCUUCAACCUCGAGGUGAUUGUAGGCAAAAACAAGGUUGGGGAGCUGCGAAUCCUGCUCCCCUUCGGCGUUGACUCCGACAUUGAGCAGCGCUUGUCCGCGUGUGUGGCUCCAGAUGGAGGAUCUGUUGAUUUCAUUGUCGGACAAACAGUAUGCGGCUUUGGAGGCCAUGCAGUUCCUGGCCAGAAAGAAACGGAUAAGGGGCCAGAAGAAGGCGAGACACAAGAAAUGGCAGCUGGUUUGCUACCGGUUGAAGCGCCCAAGGCGCCAGAGCCGGUGGCAAACGGCUUUCAAAGUGCAGGUUUGCACUGCUGUGCCGGCCUCCUCACAGCACCUCGGUGUGGGACUGGGCUGGCGUUGACACUGGGUGCAGAUUCAGCACUUGAUAGCACGCACCGAGUGCUAGGGCCGGUUCUUUCUGGCCGGCGCUGCUUCCGCCGCCUUCAAGCGCUCGCUCCCCUCUCACUAGAGGCUCGGCCUCGAGUUCCAGUAUUCCUUCAGCUGCCGAAGCAGGAGGAGGAAGGUGUUGGGGGGCAUGGGCGACAAGCUCCUCUCCGUUUAGAGCCCUACAAGGAAUCAGCUGCUCCUCCCUUUGCAGAGGAGGAGGAGAAGGCGGUCUUGCCGCCAGAGGAACUUCUGGACCUUGUGGACCUUGAGCUCAGCGGCCGCGAUGGAGAGGUGGCAGACCUGAAGCAGACCACCUUCAGUCGCGAGAGGCAGCAAGGAGUUGACAAGGUUGAAGAGGUUCUACACAGUCUGCUGGCGCGAGUGGAGAAACUCGAAGGCUUGGAUGAGACGCUGUCAGGACAACGAGUAUGGGUAGAAGAGGGAGCGAACCGCUUGCUCCGCGUCCUGAAGAAGCUCCACUAGAGCAGAAAAUGGACGGCUAAAGGAUUGUGGCUUGUUUGAAGCAAAUCGGAUUGAGCUAGUGUCUUCCUGUAGUUUACUGUGCAUGUGUAACAGACAUUUCAAGCCCCAAGCCAGAGGAGGAUCCCAAUUCCAAUGCGCAGGUGAAUCGGGAUGGAUGAUCCAAUACAAGGAUAGUGAGUGUUGAACCUGCUUUAUCAAACAUCAGG